Messenger RNA from Zygosaccharomyces rouxii, 669 nucleotides. RefSeq names its product Gos1p (gene GOS1). The transcript has a single exon. NCBI's taxonomy places the organism in Eukaryota, Fungi, Ascomycota, Saccharomycetes, Saccharomycetales, Saccharomycetaceae. Gene Ontology annotation, biological process: vesicle fusion; endoplasmic reticulum to Golgi vesicle-mediated transport. Gene Ontology annotation, molecular function: SNAP receptor activity. The record is from RefSeq and is a predicted model, not a curated record. Gene Ontology annotation, cellular component: Golgi membrane; SNARE complex; Golgi medial cisterna. The coding region runs from base 1 to 669 and encodes 222 amino acids.
AUGUCCCAGUCCUUUGUCACAGUUAGAAGUCAAGCCAUAUCAUUAGAAUCGCAGGUUGAAUCGUUGCUUUCCAAAUAUUCCACAUUUGCUCAAACAACAAGUUCUGAACAAACGUCACAAGAGAAAAGGUUAGAUACUCAAUUGGAAGAACUCCUAAAUCAGAGACAAGAUGUUGUUGAAAGACUAGGUACAAUUUGUGAUGAGAAUCCUACGAUAUCAGCAUCUAAAUUAUCGCAAUUACAACGUCAUAGGGAGAUGUUGAAGGAGCACUGGCAAAAUCUCCGUAAUAUAAGAUCUUCAAUUCAGCAGGAACGUAAUAGACUCAACUUACUGUUUAGUGUCAAGAGUGAUAUUGCUCAACAACGUACAGAAGAUAGUACAGUACCUUUUGAAGACGAUGAAGAUUACUAUAGGGGAGAAUCUCGUAGGGUUGAUCAGUCUCAUAACUUGGUCGACAGGUUAAUUUCUCAAGCAUGGGAAACAAGAGAUCAAUUCAGUGCACAAUCUAAUCUUUUACAAAGCGGUAGUAAUCGAGUCCUUCAGACUUUACACAGAGUUCCUGGUAUAAAUCAAUUGAUCGCAAGAAUUGGGACUAGAAGACGUAAAAACGUAUUGGUUAUGGCCAGUGUGAUUGUAAUUUGCAUCUUGCUUCUAUUCUUCACCUGGUGA